Nerophis lumbriciformis (worm pipefish) is the source of this 1188-nucleotide messenger RNA. NCBI's taxonomy places the organism in Eukaryota, Metazoa, Chordata, Actinopteri, Syngnathiformes, Syngnathidae. The record is from RefSeq and is a predicted model, not a curated record.
AUGGUUCGCGAAACUGGCUACUACGACCUUCUUGGUGUCGACCCCAAAGCUUCUUCCGACGAAAUAAAGAAAGCCUACAGAAAAUUAGCGUUGAAAUAUCACCCGGACAAGAACCCCAAUGAAGGAGAGAAGUUCAAACUCAUAUCCCAAGCAUACGAUGUUCUUUCGGAUAGCAAAAAGCGAGAUCUGUAUGACCAAGGCGGAGAGCAAGCCAUUAAAGAAGGCGGCAUGGGCGGAGGCUCGUCCCCCAUGGACAUUUUCAACAUGUUCUUUGGAGGUGGAGGAAGGAUGCAGAGAGAGAGGCGAGGAAAGAACAUUGUCCACCAGCUGAGUGUUGCGCUGGAGGACAUGUACAAUGGCACUACAAGGAAGCUGGCACUUCAGAAGAAUGUUAUAUGUGAAAAGUGUGAAGGUUACGGUGGUAAGAAAGGCUCCUUGGAAAAAUGCUCCAGCUGUAAAGGAAGAGGAGUGCAGAUCAAAGUACAGCAGAUUGGACCAGGCAUGAUUCAGCAGAUACAAAGCAUGUGUGGAGAUUGCCAAGGCCAGGGGGAGUCGUUCAGCGCAAAAGACCGUUGCAAAAACUGCAAUGGACACAAAGUGGAACGCAAGAAGAAAAUUCUUGAAGUCCAUAUUGACAAAGGUAUGAGAGACGGUCAGAAAAUUACAUUUCACGGAGAAGGCGACCAAGAACCUGACCUAGAGCCUGGUGAUGUCAUCAUUGUGCUGGACCAGAAGGAGCACAGCGUUUUCAAACGAAUUGAUGACAACCUCACUAUGACCAUGAACAUCAAACUAGUAGAAGCCCUGUGCGGUUUCAAAAAGACCAUCAAUACCCUGGAUGACAGAACACUCCUUAUCAGCUCCCAACCAGGUGAAGUUAUAAAGAACAAUGACAUGAAGGUGAUACAGAGUGAAGGCAUGCCGGUUUACCGUAGCCCUUAUGAAAAGGGGCAACUAUUCAUCCAAUUCCAGGUGGAGUUCCCGGAGAAGCACUGGCUUCCAGAGCAUCUUAUGUUCCAGCUUGAAAGGUUGCUUCCCCCCAGGGAGGACGUGUUAAUCAUUGACGACAUGGAGGAAGUAGAGCUCUGUGAGGUAGAUGAGCGGGCAAAGCAGCAAAACUACGGUGGGGAAGCUUACGAUGAAGAUAUGGAAGGUCCUAGAGGUGGUGUGCAGUGUCAGACGCAGUAA